AUGCUGCUGCAUGGUUGGUUCAGCACGACACUAGCUAGCUUGGUUGCUAAGAUAUAUAGAUCAAAAGCGCUCACAUGGGAAGUGAUGCUCAUCAACAGCUCCCUAGCAACAACCAACAACACAGGUACCACACACACACACACACACACACACACACCACGCUACUCUCAAGCAGUCAAGCUCACCACCAUCCAACACCAUCAACCAUGGCACUUGUUGUGUAGCGGCUUCUUCAUCUCGAGCAAGAUGGGGACAGGAGCGUUGGGCUCCGUCAUCGUCAAGCUCGCCACCUUGCUCGGAGACGGGUACACGAUGCUCAAGGGGACUCGCAAGGACAUCGCGUUCCUCGAGCGCGAGCUCCGCACGAUGCAGAUCCUGGUGAACAUGCUGGCGGGCAUGGAGGGGCUGGACAAGCUGGCCAUGGACUGCAAGGGCAGCAUGCGCGAGCUCGGCUACGCCAUGGAGGAGUGCAUCGACCGCUUCAUGCUCCGCCUCGACGAAAACGACAUGGAGAUGGAGGCCGCGCCAUCGUUCCCGAGGAGCACCGCGCGACAGCUCAAGACAAUAUUUGCUCUCCAUGGAGUUGGAGCCCAGAUCAAGAAGCUCAAGGCCCGCGUCACGGAGGAGGGAGAGCGGCGGCGAAGGCUGAAUCUCGAUAACUAUGUCCAGAUGACGAUAGAUCCUCGGUUAGCUGCGUUCCAUGAAAGGCCCAAGGACCUGGUGGCCAUUGACGGCCCCAGGGACGAGGUCAUCUCUUUGUUGACGGAGGGGAGCGUGGACCUGAAGGUGGUGGCCAUUGUUGGAGGUGGAGGGCUGGGAAAGACCACCCUUGCCAUGGAGGCCUAUCGCAAGAUUGGACGACACUUCCAGUGUCGAGCUUCUGUGUCGGUGUCACGCACCCUUGACCGCGACAAGCUCUUGAAAGAUCUCCUUUCUCAAAUCGACCAAGUUGCAUUUGAUGAUUGUCAGUCGGAGAGGUGGGACAAAGAUCAACUAAUUCGUCGGAUCCGACACAUUUUGACAGGAAAGAGGUACUUGCUUGUUAUUGAUGAUGUAUGGAAAGAACAAGACUGGAAAUUUGUCAAAGCAGUUUUUCCUGACAGUUAUAAUGGCAGCAGAAUAAUUGUUACUACACGCAUCGCCAAUGUAGCUAAGUCAACUUGUUCUCACUCUGGCGGUCAGCUCUAUCAAAUGCUACCUCUGAACUAUAUUGAUUCCCGAAGAUUGUUCUUUAAGAGAAUUUUCCACUCCGAUAAUUCCUGCCCUCCUCAACUAGAAAAGAUUUCAGCUAGGAUCUUAAGGAAAUGUGGUGGCCUGCCACUUGCUAUAAUUACCAUCGCAAAAUUGCUAUCCAAUAAACAUCAAACGCCAGAUGAAUGGGAGAGACUCCAAGGUUCCAUUGGUACCGGUCUUUCAUAUAAGAAUAUAUCGUUACUUGGUUAUUGGGAUCUUCCACACCACCUCAAGACUUGUUUGUUGUACUUAUGUAUAUAUCCAGAGGGCGGGUAUAUCUCGUGUGAAGAAGUGAAAUGGAAAUGGAUACUUGAAGGAUUCGUUGCUACAAAACGGGGGAAUUUGUAUCAAGAAGCAGAGAGUUAUUUCAGUGAACUUGUCAACAGAAGCAUGAUCCAGCUAGUUAAUGUUGACGAUGACAACUUUGAGCAAUACUGUCAGGUUCAUGUGAUGGUGCAUGACCUUCUAAUAUCCUUGACAGAUUAGGAGAAUUUUUCCACUAUUUAAAUGGUGAUAAGCUUGGGCUGCACAGUCAUGUGCCAUGUCAUUGUAUUUCCUGGGACUAUGUAUAACCUGAAUUUGAACAUUGGUUGUGAAAGAUAGAUGACUCCUGAUUUUCCCAGUGUCCAGGGUUGUCGUGAAGAUCUCUAGAUGAAGCAUCAUGUGCUAGAAUCAGAUUGGCUGUUGUGAAUAUGGUCUCUCAUGUUGUGAUUGGUGUGGCUACUUCGGCAGCCGUUUGAAUAGCCAAUGCUGUAACUUGGAGUGGAGAGCCCAGCUGCUAUUCUGCUGGGAUGCUAAUGCCACACCUUCUGCUGGGCUGCUAAUGUUACCCUGCUGCUAUUCUUCUUGUACUUUACUGCACAUCUGCUGGUAAUGGUCUUGUAAUGCUCAAUCUGUGGUCUUCUCUCAUGUGCAGUUGGUUCCUGCUGUGUUCUUUUUUCUUUUUUUCUUUGCGAAAGAUCCUGUUAUGUUGACCA
Molecule: messenger RNA, 2210 nt
Organism: Hordeum vulgare subsp. vulgare (domesticated barley)
Lineage: Eukaryota; Viridiplantae; Streptophyta; Magnoliopsida; Poales; Poaceae
Product: disease resistance protein RGA5-like
Exons: 2
Coding region: 1-1719 (572 amino acids)
Biological process (GO): defense response to other organism
Molecular function (GO): ADP binding
Source: RefSeq, a predicted model, not a curated record